This is a messenger RNA of Hydatigera taeniaeformis, 540 nucleotides long. The record is from the annotation of a GenBank genome assembly. Lineage: Eukaryota; Metazoa; Platyhelminthes; Cestoda; Cyclophyllidea; Taeniidae.
AUGGCUUUGCUUGUUGUAGGAACUGACACGAAGUGGGCCAAUCUGCAACUGACGCUGACCUUCACUUGGCUGAUGCGGGCGAAACUCGUUACCGUAAAAGAGGAGAUCUACGAAAUUGAAAAACUCUGUCCUCUCUCGCAAACAGCAAGAGAUCUUCUUUCAUCGGAAGGGCUGUUAGCGCACCUUCAGUGCGGCGGCGAGGCGUCACGUUGGGAGGGCGAGGAAGCGGUGACUGGAUGGACCGGAUCAGCUUCGUUCCUUCCGCUGAGUGACAGUAGUGACGACGGUAGUCGUACUUAUGCAUGGGCUCAACACCUUGGUGGUCUCCAGUGUCUCCCUCAUCUCGAAUCCGCUCUUGAUGCCCUCUCCUAUCCCUCUACUUCCUCUGUCGCUGCGUCGACAUCUGCAACCUCGUCUGAGCCCUUUGGAUUCAUCGACUCCUGGUUUACGGCCAUUUGUCGACGUCUUGAGUCUCGCAUGUCCCUCAAUGCCGAGGUUUCUUUUUUACCUCAACUCUUACACCUUAAUGCUGAAACAUGA